GAAUACCAGGCACACCGACAACCAUUGCCCUGGAGCCGAGUUUAAACGAGAUACAAUACAAGACGGGACAGGAAUUAAUUUUCACUCCUGUGUCAACAUCUAUGACACACUACACCAACCUACUGUCAACUUCAAGGCAGUCACUUCAUGAAACAGAGUAUGAUAUAGAAAUAGAGUAAUCACAUCAGUGUAUAAGAGAUCCAGGUCCUAACCUUCCAGACAUUGUCAUGUGAGAGCAGUAGAGUAGAGGUGGUGUGCUGCAGUAGAGACAGCUUCUGUUUCAGAGAAUCCUCUCGCCGCAGAGCCUCCUAUGGAAAGAGAUGCACCAUAAUACAAUAUUUGUUCCGCAAUACAAACCCAGGCCUGAAAUAUGAGUGGUAUCGGCUUUGAAGUAGAAGAGACAAAUACACUUAUCCACAACAAAUAACACAGAAAAUACAUUGGCGGAUACAACAGUUGUGUGAACAAGGUGUUUAAGGAUGUACAGGACUAACAGUCCCUAUGGCUUUGACUCUAGCAGUUACACAGGAUCUGUCCAGUCCAUCCAGUCCAAUGGCUAUUCAGUGGAUGAUCGGUCAUCACAGAUAUCAAAUCUGUCCAGACCAAGUGCCAAGUCAAUAUAUAUGCAGAGGAAGGAGUAUGCAGACUCUAUCACCAAGAUUAUGGACAAAUUCCAUUACAGAGUAGAGCAUCUGUUCACCUGUGACCUGGAUGGUGGGGAGGUGUGUGAUGUGAAUGACUGUGUUGAGAGGCUGAAUAUACUGGAUGGGAUGGGUAGGGUGUGGGGGCAGGACAUGGUCCUGGAGGUGCGGGAUGGGAACCUGCUGCUAACAGACAUCGAGACCAAGGAGGAGCUGGAGUCCCUGCCUCUGAGCAGCAUUGUGGAGCUGAAGGCUGUGAUGGACAGCUGUGUGUACAACUCCCUGCUGACCGCGACCGUCAAGGACUGCAGCAAGAGGACCACCAGUGUCUUCAUGUUCCAGUGUGAGGACCUCCGGGCCGAUUUCAUAAAACGGGACCUAGAGAGAGCACUCCCUCACCAGAGAGAUGACUUUAGCAAUCACAGCAACAACAGCAGGGUCAAUCUAGAAGUUAUGUCUGGCCAUCAAAUUGUUAGGAAUCAUCAGAAAACUGGCCCACCCCCUGAGCAGAGAGGAUGGACUCCUCCAGAAGAACCCUCAGCUCAAUGGAGCGCACCGGACUAUGAUGAAGAUCCUACACCUACACCUACACCUACACCGCCCAUGCCCAGAGAAGAGCCCUCUCCUCACAGGAAGGAAACCUCAGUCCAACCCCUCUUUAUGGAGGACAAGCCCGAGACAACCCCUGUCUCACAUCCACGCCCAUACGCAGAGACUGAUAGGAAUGUGGACAUCUUGAAUCAUAUUUUCAAUGAUAUUGAGAUGUUUAUGGGCCAAGUCGCUGCUAUAGCAGCCAAAGCCGAGAUGAAAAAAAAGAAAAAAAAGAAGAAGAACAAGGAUAAAGGCAUUGACGGCAUGCCACCAGCAGAGGAGUUUAAAACCUGUCUCCACAAAAUCAAAUACGGGUUCAACCUUCUGGGGGAGCUCAAUGGAAAGAUUAAUAAUCCCAGCGCUCCGGAAUUCGUCCACUGCCUCUUCUCCACCCUGGCAUUUGUGGUAUCCCACUGUCCCGAGGAGCUGCCCCCCACCAUCGUGGCGCCCCUGCUGGAGCCUGAGUGUAUCCGUCUGCUGAGUGAGGAAGCCACCCCUGAGGAGGACCAGCUGUGGCAGUCACUGGGAGACGCCUGGAACAUCCCCAGUACAAAAUGGCCCGAGGAUGAUGAGGACAUCCCUACCUACACUCUGGAGUUUUACGAUGGUUGGCAGCCCCCAGAGGUGACCCACUCUCCCCCAGGGAGAGAGCCAGAGAAGAGAGAACCUGAGAGGAGGCAGCAGAGUCAGAUUCCAUUCUCCACCCCUGAAAAGAGUUCGGCCCAAUGGAAGCCUUCACCAUCACGUCCAGAUGAGCCAAACUCCAGUUACAUGCGUGUGAUGUAUGACUUCACUGCAAGGAACAACAGAGAGCUGAGCAUCUCCAAGGGAGAAGUGGUUCAGCUACUGGACAUGUCCAAGAAAUGGUGGAAAGUAAGGAGCGACAGAGGGGAGCAGGGCUUUGUGCCCAACAACAUACUGGAGUCAGUGGACAAGGAUCAGGAAAAGCAGGGAACCAGUGGUCCUCCCUCCCUAACCAAGAGGUCCAAGCCUGACCAAGUGAAGGCCUGGCUAGAGCACAAGGGCUUCAGUAAAAUCACGGUGCACUGUCUGGGUGUGCUGAGUGGCUCCAUGCUCUUGGGGAUGACAAGAGAGGAGCUGAAGAUUGUGUGUCCUGAGGAGGGGGGGCGGGUCUUCUUCCAGCUCCAGAACAUCAAGUCUGCCAUGGCUCUUGCCAGUGAGGUAAGGCCCAUAGAGCCUUAGGACGGGAGAAGACAAGAUGACCAGAGAGUCACAGACGAGUCAGGACAUGAAGUUUCAACCCUUGAGCUUCAAAUUUCCGCUGUGCAGUAGAGAAAAUAGUGAUUAUAUCCACUGAAAACAAAGUAAGCAGAGUUUAGUUAGAUGUAGGGCGGACGUAUCAAAGCUCUAGUGUUAGUUACAUUUAGUAAAAAAUACUAUUAGUGCAUUUGAUAAGAUCCAAUACUUAAAGACAGAUUCUCUCUAUAUAUAUUCUGUAUCAACUGUUUUAACUGAAAUAUGUUUAGCAUAUGUAUUGUAUCAAACCAGUGUUGAUGCCACUUGAUUCUAUGAUUGAUCUUGAUUAAUUUAUUCAAGUCACCAUUUAUACAUGUAGAAAUGUACGUUAAGUGUUAUAAUACUUUAUGUAUCUUGUUUUUGAUGUAUCUGAAAUGUAAUCAAUUGAUAUACAAUUUAUUUUGGUAGUGAUAUGUAUGGACAUGUAAGUCCGUGUGUAUCUCUGUAAACUAAUCAUGUAUCUCAAGGUUGGCUCUGUCUAUCCAUAUAAAUCACUUGUAUUAUUUGACUUAAGUAAAUUAGCUGAAUGACACCAGCCAACAACUGAAUGAAUGAUGUAGGACACAACACGUUCGAUGAAUAAACAUGCUUUAUUUCA
Messenger RNA from Oncorhynchus tshawytscha (Chinook salmon), 3087 nucleotides. RefSeq names its product epidermal growth factor receptor kinase substrate 8. Gene Ontology annotation, molecular function: actin binding. The record is from RefSeq and is a predicted model, not a curated record. NCBI's taxonomy places the organism in Eukaryota, Metazoa, Chordata, Actinopteri, Salmoniformes, Salmonidae. Gene Ontology annotation, cellular component: plasma membrane; ruffle membrane; vesicle. The transcript has 21 exons. Bases 480 to 2435 code for a protein of 651 amino acids. Gene Ontology annotation, biological process: Rho protein signal transduction; positive regulation of ruffle assembly; regulation of Rho protein signal transduction.